AUGCGCAAUCUUUCCCUGUGGAAGACAGCGGUCGUCUCCCUGCCUGAGGUCGAAUUUUCUUCUUCUGACGGAAGCGCCGAGCCGAAGCAACCGAAGGAGUCGGCGUCGCGGAGCGUCACUGCCAUCGCGCUCGACCUGGACCAAAACGCCAUCCUUGUGGCCACCGAGCACAAGUCUGCUAGCAGCGAUGGCGAGGUUUCCGUUACCAUCUGGAACCUUUCCAACGAUCCUUCCAAAGUACAGGUCACUGAGCUCACCACCUUCACCACACCGACACUGGCCGCAUCAAAUCCUUGGGCUGGAGGGUCGACUUCUACGCGCAAAAUCCCCCAAGAUGCGUGGCACGACCCGGAGGUGCUUUCGCUGCACGUCGUCCCAGACGAGCACACCCUCGUCGCCGUCACCCGCGCCGGGGACAUCGUGACGAUUCCGCUUGAUGAUGAUGCUCCAACCGCAGAAGUUGUGGGCUCCAUCGACGGAGGUGUUAUGGGCGCCGGAUGGAGCCCGGAUGACACAGUCCUCGUGCUUGUCACAGGGGAAGAUAAACUCAUCUUGAUGACCCCGACAUUCGAUAUCCUCUGGGAGGGUCCCCUCCACCCCACCGACUUUGGCGAAGAUGCGCCCAUCAACGUCGGCUGGGGCUCCAAGCAAACGCAGUUCCACGGCUCCGCAGGAAAAUCUGCCGCAGCCUCGACGGUCCCGAUCGCAUCCGUUGGCGCCAGCCCGGACGACGACGGCCACGCGCGCGUCAGCUGGCGCGGCGACGGCGCUUUCUUCGCCGUCAGCGUCCUCGAGGGCGCAAACGAGACGGAGACGCGCCCGCACCGCCGGCUUCGCGUGUACUCGCGCGACGGCGCGCUGCAGAGCACCGCCGAGCCCGUCGCGGGGCUUGAGCACGGGAUGGCGUGGCGACCCUCCGGGGGCCUCAUCGCGAGCACGCAGCGCUUUGGCCGCGUGCCCGGCGCCCCCAAAGAAGAUGGAGACGCUGGACUGGGACAGGGGCGCGACGGCCGGCACGAUGUGGUUUUCUUUGAGCGGAACGGCUUGAGGCAUGGAGAGUUUGGGCUGCGCGAGGGGCUUCCGGUGAAAGACCAGAGCGGUCGGGAAGUACAGCCAAAGGCCUCUGACCGGCGGAGAUGGGGUUAUCGCGUGAGGGAGGUUGCGUGGAGCGCGGACUCGAACGUGCUGAGUGUCUGGCUGGAACGCGAGGGCGUGGAUGUCGGUGAGGCGAUCGAUCUCGCUAACGGACACAGGUACCUGAAGCAAGAGAUCACGGCUUCAUCAAUAUCUGAAAGCAUCUCUGGACGUUUCACCAAUGUCAAAUGGCACCCUGAAGACCCAUUGUAUAUCAUUGUGACCACAGCUACGCACAUCCUGCUGCGCACGUAUUCCUGGGAUACGUGCUCAUCACAAGCUGCGCCUCCUUCGGAUUCCGGCUCCGUUUCAGUAAUUGAUGGAAUCAACGCCCUCUUGACUCCGUUUAGGACGCAAAAUGUACCCCCACCGAUGGCCGCACACACGCUGGCCUUUGAUGCACUUUCCAACCACGCUAUCCAGCCGCCGGUCUUCCGCAACGCCACCCCUGUGCAUGCCGCGUUCUCACAUCGGCGAGAUUUACUGGCCGUUCUCUGGGAGUAUGGUGUCCUCUGUGUAUACGACCUUCAUACGCGACUUGUACCAGGGCGAGGAAAAGUGAUGGAGCCUGAGCUCCUCUGGACGACACGCGAAGCCCACGACGGUUGCCGUCAGGUCGUGGUUCUUGACGACGAUCCUACCCAGCCGGAGAAAUACAGGUUCGCCAUCCUGGGCGGUGGCCUUAAUGAAGAUUGGAUCCUGGACGUCGGAUCUACGCCGUCGUUGGAGAAAAGUUCGUAUGUACACGUGCCUAGAAAUAUGGGACGGUUGGCGGAAGGUUCUGGACGAGAUUUGUUCUGGCAAGCACCCGACGGUCGCAUUCACAGAGUCGAUACCGAAAAGGGGCACUUUGAUGAAACCGCGAAGCUCCCUGAGUUCUGCUUUUGGAGCGCAUCCGUCGCUAUCUUUAACAGGCUUUAUGUCGCCGACGGUCACACCUCCCUUACGCUCGCGAGCAACGUCAACUCCUUCACGCUUACCCCGGGUUUUCUCAUCUACGCCACUACCGCACACCUCGCGCACUUUGCUCCCAUCAAGACCCUUGUCGCGACCCUCGCACGGGCUGCUGAGGCUCCCGAUAACCCGGUUCCAGAGUUCGAGACGCGGAGGGUCGAGCGUGGGUCGCGGAUCGUGACGACGGUUCCGAGCGCGAUGAACCUCGUCUUGCAGAUGCCGCGAGGCAACCUGGAGACGAUCAGCCCGCGGCCGCUCGUGCUGGAGGUCGUGCAUCAGGACAUCGCGAGUGGGAACUACGCGAAGGCGUUUGCGUCGUGCAGGAAGCACCGCGUCGACCCGAACGUUUUCGUGGAGCACGACCAAGAAGUCUUCAUAAAGGGUAUCCCGUCCUUUAUUGAGCAGGUUGCCGACGUGGACUAUAUCAACCUCUUCCUCACGAGCCUUGGACAAGGUUCGCUUUCGUCUGAGCUGGUCGCUCAGAUAUGUGAUACGAUUCGAGUCGAGCUGGAACGGAUAGACCUCAAAAAAUACGUGAACUCAAUCCUCACUGCUCACGUCGUCAAGAGGCCUCCAGACCAUGAGGCUGGCUUGGCGCUGCUGCUUCGGUUGAAAGAGUCAGAGCCCAAUCUCGUGGAAGACGCUGUGAAGUACAUCAUUUUCCUCGUCGACGCCGACAAGCUGUUCGACACGGCGCUUGGAAUGUACGACUUCUCGCUCGUGCUCAUGGUGGCGCAGCACGCUCAGAAGGAUCCGCGAGAGUACCUUCCCUUCCUUCGCGAACUACGUGCAAUGGAUCAUCACUACCAGCGCUUCAGAAUCGACGACCACCUGAAGCGGUACGAUAAGGCAUUGACCGGUCUUUACCUUGCUGGGCCCGAGAGAUUCAAGGAGGCGAUGACUUACGUCGAGAACCACCAGUUGUACGAGCCCGCGCUAUCACUGUGGAGAGACAGCGACAAGUGGCACACCGUUCUCUUCCACUAUGGUACAUGGCUCUGGGGGAGGAAUGAGCACCGCGAAGCUGCCUUCGUCUUCCGCCAAGCGAACGAGCCGCGGGAAGCAAUGAAGCUGCACGAAAAGGCUCUUGACUGGCAGGAACUCUUCGAGCUCGCGGUUCAUCUCGACGUCCCCGAAGACGAGCUGAAAGACAUAGCAUACCGCGUCGCCGAAGCUCUCACUUCCAAGAAGCGAACAGCUGAUGCCGCGCGCGUCCUCCUCGACUAUGCCAAGGACGUUCGCGAGGCGACGAUCGCGCUCGUCGAGGGCGGUCAUUUCUCGGAAGCGCGCCGGAUCAUCGCCCUCCAUCGGGAGCCCCAGUUGUUGGAUGAGAUCGUGCACCCGGGUACGCUGGAGUGCCGCGCGCGCAUCGGAGAGGAGCUCGGUGAGAUGCGCGAGCAGCUCCGGAAGCAGCUCCAGCGCGUGCGCGAGCUGCGGGUGCGCAAGGUCGAGGAGCCGGACGCAUUCUAUGGUGUGGAAGACGCAGAUCUGCAUAACGUCGACGUGAUGACGGACGCGUCCAUGGCGCCCACCGCGUUCACCCGGUACACCGUCGCUCCAUCCGCGAUGUCCAAGACGUCUUCAAAACGCAGCUCGCGGUCGAAGAGGAAGCUCGAGCGUAAAGUCGGAUCUGGCCGCAAGGGCACAUCCGUCUCGAAGUUGGUGACGAGGUUUCAAACGGCCCAAACCGACAGUUCCAAUGUCCUUCCGCAUCUCCUGCAGUUCACAGACGAGCAUCGCGCGGAGGCCGCGUCACUGCAGCAUGAACUGGAAGAGUUCGCCAAAGAGCUCAACACGGCCCUCGAAGAUAUCUGGACGAAGACCCCAGACGUCGAGGAGGGGCCCACCUCACCCAGAUGCUGGGCCGCGCGCAUGGAGGCACACGAAAAGCGCACGCACGUCAACCCCGUCGACAACGUGCCGAAGCCGGAACUCCCUAAACAGGAGUGGAAGCUCCGCCUGCCGAGUUCGCGCGUCGGCGGUGGGGUGGCGGCGUAG
This is a messenger RNA of Epithele typhae, 4086 nucleotides long. RefSeq names its product IkappaB kinase complex IKAP component. Bases 1 to 4086 code for a protein of 1361 amino acids. The transcript is spliced from 23 exons. Gene Ontology annotation, molecular function: protein binding; tRNA binding. Lineage: Eukaryota; Fungi; Basidiomycota; Agaricomycetes; Polyporales; Epitheliaceae. Gene Ontology annotation, cellular component: cytosol; elongator holoenzyme complex. Gene Ontology annotation, biological process: tRNA wobble base 5-methoxycarbonylmethyl-2-thiouridinylation. The record is from RefSeq and is a predicted model, not a curated record.